CUGGGAAACGGGAAGCUAAAAAAAAAAAAAAUCUUGUCAACUAAAGUGCACGUAAGCUUCUGCCUCACAAUUCUCGUGUUCUCCAAGCCAACGUUUCGGUUAGAAAACAGGUUUAACCUGGUCGCCGCUGAAAAGGCAAAAUGGGGUGCUUUUUUUCGAAGAAAUCCAAAAGAAAGUCGUCCGAAAAGGAGGACCGUACGCCGACGACAACGACAGUCGAAACUACGACGACAAGCAACGCGGUUCCCCUUGGCAACAACACGGACGAAGCUCCGAAGCAAUACAGCUGGGACAAACGAGAGAAGGUUGAUCCCAAAGACUACAUGCUGACAGGGCUCAAAGAUGUAACAGUGGGCCGUCUUCCUGGAAAACUGAACGGGCAACAGUUUGUCAUCCAGGAGUGUGAGAACUGCAACAUCUACGUGUUUGACCACUCAGCGACUAUCACCAUCGAUGACUGUGUCAAUUGCCGCAUUGUUCUAGGACCUGUCAAAGGCAGUGUGUUUUUCAGAGACUGUAAAGACAUCAAGUGCGUGGUGGCCUGUCAGCAGUUUCGCACACGGGACUGUAAAAAGAUGGAGGUGUUCUUGUGCUGUGCCACUCAGCCCAUCAUUGAGUCCUCCACGGGGAUGAAGUUUGGCUGCUUUCAGUAUUUCUAUCCUGAGCUGGCGUUUCACUUCAAGGACGCUGGGCUCAGCAUAUUCAACAACAACUGGAGCAACAUCCACGACUUCACACCAGUGUCUGGAGAGAACAACUGGAGCUUGUUGCCAGAGGCUUCAGCAGUUCUGGAUUUUGUACCAGCCCCAGACCCUGAGUCUGAGUUCAAGUCUGUGCGAAUCUCCACUGACCCCGCACGCAGCAUUGUGCCUUUGACAAAGGGAGGGAGGCGUAAGGACAGUGAGGAAUCCUGCCUCUUUGUUUUCUUUGCUGGAGAGUACACCACUGCAAAUGCCCGCAAAUUGAUUGAUGAGGUGACUGCUAAAGGUUUUGUGCUGAUCCAGACGAAGGAAGUCUCAAUGCGACCUGAAGAUGUGAAGCGGGUGUUUCAGAACAGUGCAGAGGAUCUUGUGGAGUGGAUCACCAAAGGCCCUGUGAUUGCUCUGGAGCUGAACGGCGAUGGAGUUGUUGAAGCCUGUAAGACCAUUGCCAGUGAAGUGUUCAGUGGCACCAAGGUUUUUGUCUCUGAUAACAAAAAUACAUCCUCUCGAGACGUGGACAGCUUCUUCAACUUUGCUGACAUGCAGAUGGGCUUGUGAAUGAAUACAUAUGAACAAACUGCUCCUCAGACAUUAAUUUUUUUUUUCUAUCCCCACUGUCCACCUCCUGUCAAAUAUGAGUGACAUUUGAUUAUUUGCCUCUUUUCAAUAGGUAGGGAUGGAAAAUGUUAAGGACUGUGUUUGAUAAAGCCUUGGAUAAAACAAUUAAUCAACCAUGAGUCUACAGACUAGAUUCAUCCAGAAACAUUUGCUGUAAACCACUUAACAUCCAUUAGUUGCUCUGAGUGCUGUGAAUAUUUAUAUUUCUAUGAAUGUAUUUGAUAAUCCCGUUGCUUUUAUCGAUUGUGAAUGUAGUUCUUUGCUGUAAAUGUAAUUCAUUUUAAUUUAAAGCUUUGUUUUUUUAUUACUGUCUGAAACUGUUGUUGCAGUAGGAAAAACCAUGAGCACAAGAAUGCUUGAAGGGAGAAUAUUUUAUUUAUAAAUCAGAUUUUUAUUCCCUGUAAGGAUUUAUUUCUGUAUGUGGUUUAGAUAAUGGACUUUUGUUUAACGUGUAUAUUUGAAACAUGCUGUGUAGAUGAUAACAACAUCUUAUUGACAUCUGUUAGGCCAAAGUUGAAUUGUGAAAGGUUGAGUUUACACUAAAAGUGUAAACACUUGUAAAAAUGCUGGGUUUUGAUGUAGGCAAUUCAUGUGAUCAGUUAUUUUUAAAAAUAUUUUGUAAUAUUUGUUUUAUAUGCUACUCAAUGUUUUUGUAUAAACACAAAUCGAUGUUCUUCAUUAUAAUUUUUUUGGUAAAAUGUU
Molecule: messenger RNA, 2021 nt
Organism: Lates calcarifer (barramundi perch)
Lineage: Eukaryota; Metazoa; Chordata; Actinopteri; Centropomidae
Gene: rp2
Product: RP2 activator of ARL3 GTPase
Biological process (GO): post-Golgi vesicle-mediated transport
Cellular component (GO): periciliary membrane compartment; cilium
Molecular function (GO): GTPase activator activity
Source: RefSeq, a predicted model, not a curated record